Hyphopichia burtonii NRRL Y-1933 is the source of this 669-nucleotide messenger RNA. RefSeq lists its product as uncharacterized. The coding region runs from base 1 to 669 and encodes 222 amino acids. NCBI's taxonomy places the organism in Eukaryota, Fungi, Ascomycota, Pichiomycetes, Serinales, Debaryomycetaceae. The record is from RefSeq and is a predicted model, not a curated record. The transcript has a single exon.
AUGUCAUCAAACGAGGAUCCUCCUGAGCUAAAGGCGAAGUACGCGGAGAUAGCUGCACUCAAGAAGGCUAUAAAUGCCAAACAAAUGAAUCAAGCCUCAAACAAACCGAUUCCGGCAUCGUAUAGUGCCAAUCGAGGAGGGUUUCGUGGUGGGUUCAGAGGUUCAUCGCUGAGAGGAGGAUUUCGUGGAGGGAAACGAGGAGUGAAUAAGUAUCGGAAUAUGACUGUUUUUUUCAAUAACGAAAUCAAGAGUAAAGGAGAUGAAGAAAGUGGUAAUGAGAAUGAAAUGGACUCUGAACAGAAUAUUCAAUAUAUAUCCGAAGUAUCAAAAGGAGGUAUGAGUUUGGUUAAUUCUAAUAUCUAUCAGCAAGAUAAGGCCAAGUAUGCGGAAAGGGCUGCCGAAUUGAAGGCUAAGCUCAAGCUACAAAGACAGCUUGAUAUUGCAAGAUUUCGGGUAUCUAAGAACCAAACUAAAUUUGAUGAUUGUGAUCGAAUCAAAAUAGAUGACGGAAUAUUUGCAAUGGCGAAGGGAGGAAAUAAGUUGAUACCAUUAUCGAUACCGUUCCGUAAGACAUCAGUAGAUUGGAAUGGGAAACAUUAUUCCGUAAGACCCAGUGGGUCAUUGAAGCAUAGUUCUCGUCGAGCACGGUACGUGGGCCUUUUGUUUUAG